AUGGUUCACAUCAUCUCAAAAAAGAGCGUCUCGUUCAUCGGACAAAGCCUCGCCGCCAAAAUCGAUGAGCAACUAUUCAGCAAGUACGGUUUCAAAGUCGAGCAGCUCAUGGAGCUAGCCGGUUUGGCAUCCGCACAAGCGAUCGCUGCACACUAUCCAAAGAGCAAAGUGGCCGUCUUGUGUGGACCCGGAAACAACGGAGGCGACGGAUUCGUGUGCGCCAGACACCUUCAACAAUUUGGCUUCAACCCAUCCAUCGUCUACCCAAAAGAAUCGAAAAACGAGCUAAUGAAGAGUCUAGUGAUUCAAUGCGAAACGUCGUCAAUCCCAGUCCAGCCAAACCUUCCAACCGAUCUUCAAUCCUUCCCCCUGAUCGUCGACGCUCUAUUCGGAUUCUCCUUCAAACCACCCGCCCGUGAACCGUUCACCGAGAUUCUUAAGGCAGUUCGCGCCUCUGGCAUUCACGUAUUCUCAAUUGACAUUCCAUCUGGAUGGGAUGUGGAGAAUGGUGCCCCCUCAGAAGCCUCAGAAGACAUCAUUCAUCCCCACGCAGUCAUUUCCCUGACCCUUCCCAAGAUGUGCAUGAAGUCGUGGACCGGUCCACACUUCCUGGGUGGCCGCUUUGUGCCACGUGGAUUGGUCGAGGAGCAUGGACUGCAAAUGCCAGUGUAUCCAGGAUUCGAGCAAAUCGUCAAAGUCGAGGAUUGA
Molecule: messenger RNA, 708 nt
Organism: Caenorhabditis briggsae
Lineage: Eukaryota; Metazoa; Nematoda; Chromadorea; Rhabditida; Rhabditidae
Exons: 3
Coding region: 1-708 (235 amino acids)
Cellular component (GO): mitochondrion
Molecular function (GO): NAD(P)HX epimerase activity
Source: RefSeq, a predicted model, not a curated record